This is a messenger RNA of Peronospora matthiolae, 1686 nucleotides long. The record is from the annotation of a GenBank genome assembly. NCBI's taxonomy places the organism in Eukaryota, Oomycota, Peronosporomycetes, Peronosporales, Peronosporaceae.
AUGGUGGGCGUGGGAAUGAAUUUCUACGAUGACCAGAGCCGUCAGGACUUGACGCCCACUGAGGGGAACCGCACGUACGCCAUUAUCGUCUGCAUCUUUGCAUCGCUAGGCGGCAUUUUCUUCGGGUACGACCAGGGAGUCACGGGUGGCGUGCUCGUCAUGGAGUCGUUCCUCAAUGACUUUUGCGUGGGCUGGCAUGGCCAGACAAUGGCCGACUGUACUCGCGUGACUGCGCAGUUGCCGCAACGCUGGGUGGACUACACGCUAUGGUACAAUAUGACGUACAACAUUGGCUGCAUGGUAGGCGCGAUUGUGGGCGGAUGGAUUGCAGACAAGUUUGGCCGCCGGAUCACGAUUUUUCAGGCUGGAUCGCUCUUCUGUCUAGGCACGUCGUGGCUUGCAUUCUGUCCGAGUCACGCGCAUAGUUCACUGCUCAUUGCCCGGUUCAUCCAGGGCAUGGGCGUUGGAAAUUCGUCCUUCUCGCUGCCGUUGUUUGGUGCUGAGAUGGCGCCAAAGGAACUGCGGGGAUUUCUGUCAGGAUUCAUGCAGAUGACGGUCGUCACGGGACUGCUGUCGGCUAAUGUGGUGAAUUUGAUUGUGGAAAACCAUGAGCGAGGGUGGAGAAUCACGAACGGGAUUGCUAUUAUAGCGCCUCUUGUCGUUAUGCUCGGCAUCUUUUUCGUCCCGGAGAGUCCUCGGUGGACGUAUUUGCACAAGGGCAAAGAUGCGGCUUCGGCAAUGCUGAAACAGCUAAGGCAGACACGAAAAGUGGAUCGAGAAUUACGGGCCAUUGGUGCACAAAUUGCACGAGAAGGGCGGCCAGGAGGGCUAAAGGAGCUGAUGGAACCACCGAUCUUCAAGCGCGUGGUCAUUGCCAUGCUACUUCAGGUGCUCCAGCAGGCAACAGGAAUCAACCCGAUGUUUGCUUAUGGCGGUCUCAUCUUCAAGGAUAUCGUCGGAGACGGCAUUCUGUCCGUGCUCGUCAUUUCGAUUGUUAACUUCAUCGGUACCAUCCCUGCCAUGCGGUGGGUGGACACAUAUGGCCGUCGUCAGUUGUUGCUGGUUGGUGCCGUCGGCAUGGUUGUUGGUCACCUCGUGUCUGCUAUUCUGUUCACACUUGGCUGUGAUGGCAAUACUGAGAGUUCAGGGUGUUCAAAGUCCUCGGGAUAUGCGAUCAUUGUCGCAACGUCGUUCUUCGUCUUCAAUUUCGCCGUUUCGUGGGGACCUGUAAGUUGGGUCUAUCCAGCCGAGAUUUUCCCACUCAACGUGCGCUCUAUUGCUGUGUCCCUCUCGACGAUGGCGAAUUGGCUCAUGGGCGUGGUCAUGACUUGGGUGGUGAAGCUCUUCCCGUCGCUGAAUAUCAACGGCGUGUUCUUUUUGUUCGCCGGCACUUCUGUUCUGAGCGGCGUGUUCGUGUAUUACAUGUGUCCAGAGACCGCGGGUAUUCUGCUGGAAGACAUCGAGUCUCUGUUUAACGGAAGUGCUCGCCACAAGAACUCGUCGAAGGAAGUACAAGAGACGCCGUUCCAGUCCAUGCAGAGCUAUCACGCACCGGCAUUUGUGUGCAGCAAUUUUACUACGAUUGCGGCCUGCAAAGUCAAUCGAGGCAAACCUGAUAUCGGUAGGGACGUGCAGGCGAUGAAGCAGCUCGGAACAUAUUACCAGCACCGUCGGACAGUAUUGUAG